Molecule: messenger RNA, 1464 nt
Organism: Cottoperca gobio
Lineage: Eukaryota; Metazoa; Chordata; Actinopteri; Perciformes; Bovichtidae
Gene: kbtbd13a
Product: kelch repeat and BTB domain containing 13a
Exons: 1
Coding region: 1-1464 (487 amino acids)
Molecular function (GO): protein binding
Source: RefSeq, a predicted model, not a curated record
AUGAAUAUCCACAGCAAGGAAGUGAUGGAGUCCAGCAGCUGUCCAGCACACUGUCUGAGGGUCAACAUUUGCGACAGCUCUUUCUUUGUUGAUAAAAGCCUUCUGGCUGACAAGUGUGAGUACUUCAGAGCCUUGUUCCAGUCAGGCAUGAGAGAGUGCCAGCAGGAACAGAUCCAGCUGCAGGGUGUGGGGGCACUGGGCUUUCCGCUCAUGCUGCGGGUCCUGAGCGGGGAGCAACCCGUGCUGAGUGCUGACCAGAUCGUGGAGGCCAUCGAGUGUACGGCUUUUCUGCAGGUGCCGGAUCUCACCGCGCACUUGAUCAAUACGGUCAAUUCUGAGAACUGCCUCCUCAUGUAUCACACAGCUGCCACGUACGGUGUGUGGGAGCUCUACCACUGCUCAGCCUUAUUCAUCAGAGAUAUGUACACUGAGCUGGAGGAGGAUCUGCACACCUUACCCAACACGCUGGUAGAGCACAUCCAGUCCCUGCUCCCGAGCACCUACAUGGCAGUGUGCAGCCAUUCUCCAUGCACAGAGCUGCUACAGGACCUGCAGAGGACCGUGUGCUACCUGGACGAGGACAGCAGAGAGUGGAAGGUGCUGACUCAUCUACCUGUGAGCACAAGCACCACCAUGGCGGGCGUGGCCGUCCUGGACAACAAACUUUACAUCAUUGGAGGAGUGCAUGAUGUGAGCAAGAAGGUGGUAGAGUCUGGCUUCUGCUACAGCCCUGCAGCCAACACUUGGACCACCUUCUGUGGCUCCCAGCAGCUGCGCUACAACCUCACUCUGAUCGGCCACGAGGGCUGCCUGUACGCCCUGGGAGGUGAGAACAACAUGAAGGCCCUGUCGUCUGUGGAGAGAUUCAGUGUGAAUAGUGAAAGUUGGGGAUUUAUCUCCCCCCUCCCCUGCCCUGCAGCCCUGGUGGUGUCUGCUGUAGCCAUGAGCAGGAUCUUCAUCUGUCUGUGGAGAGGGAAGGGAGCCACAGACAUACACGAGUACGUGUCCGAGCGCAACCAGUGGCCUCUGGUCACCACGCUCAUCCGGGAGCACAGUUAUGCUCUUUACAUGGUGGCCCAUAAGGAUAAUCUGUAUGUGAUGCGCAAUGGACCCUGUGAUGACUUCUUACUGUGUGUGAUGGACUGCUACAACCUGAGCUCAGGCCAGUGGACGGCCAUGUGUGGCCAGUACGGGAACAGUAAAGGCUCUCUGCUCACUGCUGUGGUGAGAGGAGACUCUGUGUUCACACUCAGCCGCCACGUGACCACAGAGUAUACUGUGGAGGAUUACAAAUGGAGAGUGAAGCGUGAGAUGAAAGGUUUUGGUAGGAUUGGAUCGAUACAUACAUUUCUGAUGAGGCUGCCUAAAGCCACCGUCUCCAACAUGGAAAACUCUCCAGAGCUGACCCGGAAUCAAACCCUCAAAGCCUGUCCCAGGUUCUCCCCACAGUGCUCUGAUAACUAA